Python bivittatus (Burmese python) is the source of this 1327-nucleotide messenger RNA. The record is from RefSeq and is a predicted model, not a curated record. NCBI's taxonomy places the organism in Eukaryota, Metazoa, Chordata, Lepidosauria, Squamata, Pythonidae.
GGGGCGGGAAUCGGACAGAGCCGGGAUCUGCGGCUUGCACGCGCGGAAAGCCUGCGUUAUCGGCGCGGGAGAGGCUUGAGAUAACGGGAAGAGAGAGAGGAGAGCCUAGCGACGGUGACCCUCCUUUCUUGGAAAAAAAUAAAAGACAAACCGGAAAAAGGGGCAAAUCCGAAAGAGGCUCAGGCAUGAUCCGAAUCUACACCUUGGAGGGAAAGGCCUUUGUAUGGAACUACACAGAUGUGCGGCGAAUCCGAGAGGAACAUCGCAUCGUCGGUGUGCUGGUGGGGGCAUUGCCUCGGAAGCCACGGCAGAAUGUGCGGCUUGGACUUCCCUUAGAGUUGCUUCCUGAAGAGGCUCGGCUGUUAUUGGAAAAGGGGUUGGCAACCUUGGUUAAGAACCCAACAUCCCAGUCCCUUGGCGAUGACAGGAGCCAGGAUCCCUUAUUCCCAGGGAAAGUGGCCGCCUACGAGAAAGAACUAGAGGAGAACUACCAGGAGCAGCUGAGACUCUCUGCAGAACAGAGGAAGAUCGUCUUGGACUCUCUUGCAGACCGUAUAGCCCAGGGCCGAGCAAAGAAAUGGCAACAGAAGGGAGAAGGAGGAGAUCCCCUUGUACAGCCUGUAGAGUCAGGUUCCAGUUUUGUACUUCCGCGAGAAUCCAUGAUGAUCCAGCUCCCCACUGAACAGACUCAGAGAACUGAGGAAGAGGAAGUAAACUGGCACGUAGCAUCCCAGCUCUGGCCUUAUGCUGGACAAGAGAACCAUGAGAUGCGCUACUGCAUUUUCCGAGACCUCUGGGAAAGAGGCUAUUAUGUCACAACUGGGAGCAAGUUCGGAGGCGACUUCCUCAUUUAUCCAGGUGACCCCAUGAGGUUCCACGCCCACUACAUCGCACUCUGUUUUUCUAAAGAUGCACCCAUCUCUCUGUGUGACAUCAUCAGCGCUGGACGCCUUGGCACCAAUGUCAAGAAGACUGUCUUGCUCUGUUCAGUGGACCAGGGGGGAACUAUAGCAUAUACAUCCUUACAGUGGAGCGGGAUGCAGUGAGAACAGGGAGGAAAGGCACAGGCCCUAGGAUUCCUAUUUCCAGCUGUGGUGAGGUCUGGAAUUGCUAGGAUAUUCUUUGACAAGAACUAUUGUCUCGUAUUCAUCAGCUCAGCAUCCUCCAGUUCCCAGAAUUCUCAGCCACCAUGAGUAAAAGUACUGGGAAUUCUGGGAGUUGUAGUUUCAAUACAUCUGAAUUGAGGAUGUUAUGCAGGUAGUCCUUGACUUACGACCAUUCGUUUAGCAACCAUUUGAAGUUACGAUGGUGCUAAAAAGUGACUUGC